GAAUGUGUUAAAUUCUUUUGAUAGUAGUAUCAAAAAUAAAUCUCGAAGUCACCCAAAAAACAAAAUAAAAUAAAUAUUGAGAGGAUCCAUUCCCUAUUUAAUUGAUGUGAUGCCAUUUCAGUAACGGGGAGUGCAGAGGGGUAAACCGUAAAGGAUGGAAGAAAGCAAAGAAGAAGCAGAGGCAGCGAUGCAGAAGAAGUACUCGUCAAUGGUGGAACGGCUCAACAAACGCCACCAAUCCCGUUCAGACAAUAACAACGAAUCGGAAUCAUCUUCAUCCCCUGCCUUCGAGUCCACGUCAUCCUUCCUCACCCGAUUCUCCAACCUCAAAUCCUCCAUCGAAUCCCAACUCACUCACUCCCAUUCCCUCUCCUCUUCCGACCCAUCGCAGCUCAAACCCCAUUUCGAGCAAAUCUCAGCAUCAAUCUCCCAUUUGGAGAAGCUUGUUGCAGAAAACUCCUACUUCCUUCCCUCCUACGACGUUCGAUCCUCCCUCAAAACCAUCGCCGAUUUGAAACACACCCUAGAAACCCUCAUCUCCCAGCUUCUCCCUAAGAAGAAGUUCUCCUUCAAGAACAAGGCUGCCACCAACAAAGACACUACCAACAACAACAACAACAACAACAACAACAAUACUGUUACUCCACAAGAACCCAAGCAGCCCCUACCUCUCAAUCGCGACUCCCCGGGGUUCAGGAACAAAUCCGGCGAGCUUUUGGUGGGUGAUUUUAGGGGAUCGGAGGUUGGAGAAUUCACGGUGUCUGAUCUCAAUUCCUGCGAGGUUAGGAUAAUUGGUUGUGUGAGGAUGCUCUUCGUUCACAGGUUGAAGGAUUCUAGGGUUUACGUUGAGCCCGUUUCCAUGGCGUCACAUCAGAUUCGGAUCCACGCUGCAACGAGGAGCGAUUUUUACCUGAGAGUUAGGAGCAGGCCCAUAAUCGAGGACAGCAAUGGGGUGAGGUUUGCGCCGUACUGCUUGCGCUACGAAGGGAUCGAAGAGGAUCUUCGUGGUGCUGGUCUUGAUGCAGAAACCGGGAAUUGGGGGAAUGUGGACGAUUUCAAGUGGUUGAGGGCGGUGCAGUCUCCAAAUUGGUCGAUUUUGCCGGAAAAUGUUAGGGUUGGAAUCGUUGAUUUCAAUUCGGAAAAUGGGAAGGAGGAGGAAAUUUGAGUAGGUUUGUUGUUGUAGGAUGCUCCAAGUGUUCAAGAUUUUUUAUUUGUCUUGUGGGGACUAUGUGCAAUUGAAGUGAUUUUGGCGAUGCUAGUGUCUGUGACUGCUGAGUUUUCACUUUACUGUUGCUAUUGUUUGAUUUAAAAGAAAAGCUUAGAAAUGAUAUGAUAUAACUAUUGCUUAAUCGUUUCGCACAUAA
Molecule: messenger RNA, 1364 nt
Organism: Arachis duranensis
Lineage: Eukaryota; Viridiplantae; Streptophyta; Magnoliopsida; Fabales; Fabaceae
Product: tubulin-folding cofactor C
Biological process (GO): tubulin complex assembly; post-chaperonin tubulin folding pathway
Cellular component (GO): cytoplasm
Molecular function (GO): tubulin binding
Source: RefSeq, a predicted model, not a curated record